Molecule: messenger RNA, 201 nt
Organism: Paramecium pentaurelia
Lineage: Eukaryota; Ciliophora; Oligohymenophorea; Peniculida; Parameciidae
Source: the annotation of a GenBank genome assembly
AUGAAUUUGAAAUUUGAUAAAUCCAAGACUUUGAAAUUAAUGUAGUAAUUUUUAAGAAAGUUAUAAAGCAUUCAUAAAUAUGGCAUUUUUGAACAAAAAGUUGUGAUGAUUGAAAAAAGAUAAUUUUGGUACUUAGGUGUUAAUCUUCGAGAAAGUAUAAAUUAAGAGAUGGCACUCAGUGAAAAGCACAUGGAAUCUUGA